CGUCAGACGCAACACGGGAUUAUCCUGUUUUGUUUUUUUAUGUCGCCUCAUCCAUCGCAUAUUCCAUCCUAACGCGCUGCUCGGGGCAGAUUAUCGCCAUGUUGUGACGUUUUGCAGCCUCGGCGAGCCUUUACGUAACCUGACGUCGUCUGGAGAAGGAUCUGGAAGCUCGCGAGCAGUCGCCCGGAUGAGGCGCGUGUCCCGCCACGCAGAUGGGCGCCGACGGCAGCAAGAAGAGGCCCGCUGACGCCCGGGAGGACCAGCACCUGGCGUCGGGAUGGCGCGGCUUCCUGUCCGGUAUGAGCCUGUCCCUCCCCGCCGCCGUCUGCCGUCUGGCUCCGCCCCCCCUGCGCCCGGGUGGGCGGCGCAUGCUCCAGGCCAAGGCGCCCGACAUCCCCGAACAUGUGCUGAGGCUGGCGGCGGUGGGGCCGGACAAGCUGAGGGCGGAGUGGAGCCUGCCGGGCUGGGUGACCAUGUUCCUGCCCGAGUUCCCGCACAGGCCCGUACCUGGACAGGAACACUUUCAGGUGUUGGGCUACAUCGCCAAAGGUUCUUUCGGCCCCAUCCUGAAGGUGAAGGACAAGAGCAAGCAGAAGACGUACGCUGUCAAGGUGAUACCCAAAUCUGAGAUCCUCAGACUGGGCGUGUUGGAGCAGUCCAAGGAAGAGGUCAUAGUUCAGCGUCAGGUUCAUCACCCGUUUGUCCACGACCUGCAGGACUGUUGGCAGACACAGCGCCACCUCUACAUUAUGUGUGACUAUUGCGGCACGGGCGACCUCUACACCUACUGGCAGAUGAUCGGACACUUCGCCGAGGACACGGUGCGAGUGUUCGCGGCCGAGCUGGGCUGCGCGCUAGGAUUCCUGCACGACUUUGGAAUCAUCCACAGGGACGUGAAGAUGGAGAACAUCCUGUUGACAGACGAAGGUCACCUCCGCUUAGCUGACUUUGGUUUGUCUCGUCGUCUGGAGCGAGGAGGACGAGCGUUUACCAUCUGUGGCACCAUCCAGUAUAUGGCCCCCGAGGUGCUGAGCGGCGGUCCUUACAACCACGCGGCCGAUUGGUGGUCUCUCGGAAUUCUCCUCUUCUCAUUGGCUGUUGGCAAGUUCCCCGUGGCAGCAGAAGCAGACCACUGUGGCAUGCUGAGGAGGGUCCGGUCCUUCCCCUACGAGAUGCCCCUCAACCUCAGCCCCCCCCUGGCCAUGCUGGUCACCGAGCUGCUGUGCAAGACGCCCACCCGCCGGCUCCGCACCCUGGAUCGCUUCCGACGCCAGACCUUCUUCCGCGGGCUGACUUUCGACCAGGGCCUGCUGCAGCGCCACCCUGUGGAGGUGAUUCUGGAGCUGAGGGAGCGGCCGGAUCGUGCGGCCAAAGCUCGCCGAGGCCUGACGUUGUCGCUGCAGCCGCUCAAGGGCUUCGACUACGACUCGCUGCUCGCGCCCGACACGCAUCCGGACCGCCACGCGCAAAGUCAGGCAAAGUUUCUGUGGCGCGCACAGGAAGAAGGCCCGCACAGGGAGGUGUUUGUGUGAGGUCGGUACGCCACCAACUCUUUAAACGUGCUUCAUAACGGCGCUUGUGAGGUGGGCGGAGCUACACACGUCAAGAAAAAAGAUGUCCGCCAUUGUUGUCCUACGUCUACUCUGUGGCCUUCCUCUUCUUUGUGUCGCUGCGCCAUUCAUGCCUGAACUGUACCGGGUCUCUAACCUUACCACCAGACUUCCUGGUUGCGUCACAACGCUAGGUGGCUACAAGCAUAGACAUCUUCCGCUACUGCCUACUGGCGCUGACGAGACGCGGGGCCGCCAUCUUGGAGUGGUGAUCCACUCCACUCAGUGCAAUUCAUUUGGCAGGAGCGCAUUUAAUUAAUUUUACUUCACUGUGAAUACCACUGAUUUUCAUGCACUUUUUUUGUCAUACGUGUAGCUAUGAUAAAGGACACAUGUUUUAUUAUUCAUAGUUUGCUUAACAGUAAUAGAAUAUUCUUAUAUGCUAUAAGUGACCAGACGUCCGAGAUCAAAACUGGGAAUAUAAUCCCUGAGAAGGGGGGGAAAAAACGGUCAGCUAUUUUUAAAUUGAAGAAACAAUAUGAUUAGGUUAUAUAUAUACAUGCUACAUUACGGAGCCC
Molecule: messenger RNA, 2128 nt
Organism: Nerophis lumbriciformis (worm pipefish)
Lineage: Eukaryota; Metazoa; Chordata; Actinopteri; Syngnathiformes; Syngnathidae
Gene: rskrb
Product: ribosomal protein S6 kinase related b
Biological process (GO): protein phosphorylation
Molecular function (GO): ATP binding; protein serine/threonine kinase activity
Source: RefSeq, a predicted model, not a curated record